AUGAGUACUGAAUCAGAUCAAAAUAAGUUACUGCAAAAAUUUAAAAAUUUACGCAAAGAACCACAAAAACAAGUAGACUAUUUAACAAAUGCAAUAAAUGAUAUCGAAGAAAAUCUUAUCCGAAAUAAAGAAAGUUAUAAAAUACAAAUGCAGAAAAUCGAUCAACUAUUUCGAACUAAUGUGAACGAUCUAAAUGAACAGAUAAAUCAAUUGAAAAAUGACCUUGAAAUUCAGUCACUUCAUUUGAAGCAAAUUGAAAAGUGGUUAAACGCAACACGGGGAUGGAUUUUAAUUCGAAAAUAUUUGUAUAAACAGAAAUAUCGUAAAUGGAAAAUAGAAUUGUUACGAACUCAUUAUCAUAUUGAAGAUGCAUGUAAAGAAUUCAAUAAAACUGUAUUCGGUAAUGAAGCUAAUCAUCCAAUAUGGGAAGUAUGUACAAAUUCAAUAACAACAGUACAAUAUCCUACUUCUAAUAACUGGAUAAAUGAACAAUCUUGGCUUCAUUAUAGAAAACAAAUUAUUGAAUCACAAUUAAGUACAAAAAGUAAAGAUAAAAUAAAAUGCAUUCAAAAUAAAUUAUGUAGUCGUAAAAUUACCCAACAAAUAUUUAAUCAUAAUUCUAAUAGGGAAUCUCAUGAAAAUAAUAAAGAUUAUGUUGAUGAAAUUAAUGAAUCAAAGCAACAAGAUGAAUUAACAAACUAUCCUUACAGCACAAAUCAUCCAUUACAUAUACAUGAGCAACAAUUGAUGAAUACAUUUAAUCAAAUAAAAACUGUACAAUACUUAAGUCUAACUGAAUUAAAUGAAAAAGAGAAUGAUUUACAUUCAUUACUAACACACAUUAGGAAUCUGAAAUUUGAUCUUGAUAAUGAUUACACAAAAUAUACACAAAUGAGUUUCAAUGA
This is a messenger RNA of Schistosoma spindalis, 905 nucleotides long. Lineage: Eukaryota; Metazoa; Platyhelminthes; Trematoda; Strigeidida; Schistosomatidae. The record is from the annotation of a GenBank genome assembly.